Hansenula anomala is the source of this 2304-nucleotide messenger RNA. Its product is annotated as KUP/HAK/KT family potassium transporter. Gene Ontology annotation, molecular function: potassium ion transmembrane transporter activity. The coding region runs from base 1 to 2304 and encodes 767 amino acids. Gene Ontology annotation, biological process: potassium ion transmembrane transport. Lineage: Eukaryota; Fungi; Ascomycota; Saccharomycetes; Phaffomycetales; Wickerhamomycetaceae. Gene Ontology annotation, cellular component: membrane. The record is from RefSeq and is a predicted model, not a curated record. The transcript has a single exon.
AUGUUGUCACCAACAGAAGGAAAAAUAAAAAUACCAGAUUCCCCUAGACUCAAGUGCGCUGAUUCUCCACUAGGUACUCCAUUAGAGGAAUCAAGAAUCAGCUUUCAAUUAGAUGCUACAAUUGCUGGUUGUUCGAGAGCUGCAAAGAUUGAUCAUGCUUUAAGAAGGCCAAUCAGUAAGGAUUUCAAUAACUUCACGCCAUUUGAAACAAACCAUGAACCAAGAGACAUCGGAAGUAUUCUUGUUAUGGGUUUCAGCUCUUUAGGGUCGAUCUAUGGUGAUAUUGGCACAUCACCGUUAUACACACUUGCAGCAGUUUUUCAUGGUUCAGAUAACUUACAGAAAACUGACAUUGUUGGUGGAAUUUCAUGCGUUAUAUGGCUAUUCACGUUUAUUGUGGUGCUCAAAUAUGUGUUCAUUGUCAUGGUUUAUGGUCCAAAUAACGGUGAGGGUGGUCAAAUUGCCAUUUAUACCAAAAUAGCUAAUGCCUUGAGUAUUGGGCCUUAUUCUGAUGAUGAUGUGGAUCCGGAUCACAUAUCUGAUACUGAUUUUUUGUUAUCAAGAACAAGAACUUCAGAAUCCUAUUACGGUCAGCAAUAUUUUGUCUCGGAAUACUUAUCAAAGUUUAUCUUAUUCCUAUGUUUUCUUGGAUGCAGUUUAGUUAUUGCGGAUGGGCUUUUAACACCAACAACUUCUGUCUUGAGUGCUGUUGAAGGCAUUGAAAUCAUAGCUCCAGGAAUUGCCCAUAUGGUUGUUCCAAUAAGCUGUGGCAUUUUAGUGAUCUUGUUCUUCAUUCAAAGAUAUGGAGCUGAUAAUAUUUCGAUCGUGUUUGCGCCUAUAAUUUUUGUUUGGUUAUUGUUAUUGGGUGGUAUUGGUAUUUAUAACAUUACAUUAAACUUUUCCAUUUUGGAGGCUUUGAAUCCACUGGCAGGUUUUGAAUAUUUGAAAACAAGAGGUGCAUUGAAUGUUUUUGGUUCGGUAAUGUUAUGCGUCACUGGCACAGAAGCCAUGUUUGCUGACAUUGGUCAUUUUGGUAGGUUCCCAAUUCAGAUAACUUUGGUAGCUUUUGUUUAUCCAAGCUUGAUGCUAGCUUAUCUUGGACAGGGUGCAUAUUUGCUAAAUAAUUCAACUAACUUGGCUAAUGUCUUCUAUGCUUCUAUUCCUAGUGAUGAGAAAUUAUAUUGGCUUGUUUUCAUUUUGGCUAUUUUCGCUACUGUUAUUGCAUCUCAGGCAUUAAUUCUAGGAGUUUUCAGUAUAUUGAGACAAUUGAUUCAAAUAGAUUGUUUCCCAAAUUUCAAAAUCAUUCAUUCCUCGAAAAAUCAUUUUGGACAAGUUUACAUUCCAACUAUCAAUUUUUUGUUGAUGGUUGGCGUUAUAGGAACAACACUGGGAUUUGGAUCAAGCUCAAAAGUUGCUUCGGUUUAUGGCUUGGGGGUCUCAUUGGAUUUCUUAGUCACUACAAUAUUGAUUACAAUAUCGAUGAUUUAUGUUUAUAAUUUCCAUUUCAUUAUACCAUUGUUAUUCUCCUUAACUUUUGGUGGUUUGGACUUAUUGCUAAUUGCGUCAAAUUCCAAGAAGAUCAUUCAUGGUGCCUGGUUUUCAUUAUUGCUGGCUAUUGUAUUCACUACUUUCAUUACAUUUUGGUAUUGGGGAAGAUUUAACGUCAAGGAAAAUUUUGAACAUCCAAUAUUAUUAGAGAAUAGACUAUUCGAGGAAUUGGAUUAUGAUGAGAGGCCUAUUAUUCGAAAACAAUUUUCGGCAAUCACGUUUGUCUAUACUAAAAAUGUCAAUAUCACUCCAGACUUUAUGAUCAGUUCUUUAAACUCCAUCAUGGUCUUUGUGCAUAUCAACGUGAAGUCCAUUCCUUAUUCGGGGCCAUUCUAUGACAAUGUUGUUAUGGAAAGAAUUUCACCAGGGUUUUAUAAAGCCACAAUCAAUUUUGGAUUCAUGGAUGAACUAAUUGUGGACAGUGCUGUAUUGGAAAGGUUGAUAAGUGAAAUCUCCCCUGCCGAUUUGAAAGUCAUCUCAAAAUUGGUUGAUGCUGACGUUAUUCAUAUUAUUGAAAGUGAAAAGGUGCGUGCUAAAAAAAACUAUUUCUUCUAUGCAGGUGAUUGCACCACAACUGUCGGUGUUCUUAUGACUAGGUGGUAUGGAUUUUUGAAUGGUAUCAGAAAGUAUUUGAUUGAAUAUUUAUUUGCUACAAUUCAUGAUUUAUUCAACAGUAAUGAUAUAUUGGAUAAUGAAUUGAUUUUGGGUGAAGGUGAAGUUGAUGUGGUUUAUCUAGGGUCUAUAGUUCGUAUCUAA